CUAAGGCUGACGGGUAUUUUCCAAGAUGGCCGUCUUUUGACGCUUCGGAACAGUUUUUGCGCAAAUUUGUUGCUUUUUCUCCGUUCCGAAGGACCUUUUCGUCAAUAUAGUACCUUCAGCUUGUCGGUAUAAGCAUAGUGGAGAAUUUUGUAGCUUAUUUUUCAACUUGCCUUCGCCAAACGGACUGUUUUCCGCUCACAACCGUAGGUUUAGCAGUUUCACAAAAUCCGACGAGACCACGAAGAAGUUCACUUCUCUUUCUUUCGACAACUUAGAAGAGCCUCGUCUGUGAAUUAUGGGGAAGGAGAAGGCGGGUUUCCUGUCUCCAAAGUCCAUCAGCAACAGGAUCAAGGCCAAGGGCCUGCAGAAGCUCCGCUGGUACUGUCAGAUGUGUCAGAAACAGUGCAGGGACGAGAAUGGUUUCAAGUGCCACACCACGUCAGAGAGCCACCAGAGACAGCUGCUGCUCUUUGCUGAGAGCCCAGACAAGUUCUUGGACUAUUUCUCACAAGAGUUCCUGAAUGGAUAUCUGGAGCUUCUUAGAAGGCGAUUUGGUGACAAGAGAGUCCACUGUAACAUCGUGUACAAUGAGUACAUCCAGGACCGGGACCACACCCACAUGAACUCCACACAGUGGUUAACUCUCACAGACUUUGUCAAGUGGAUGGGGAGGGAAGGUUAUUGUAAGGUAGACCACACUGAGAAAGGCUGGUACAUCCAGUACAUCAACCGGGACCCUGAGACCAUCGCCAGGCAACAGGAGCUGGAGAAGAAGAAGAAGAUGGACAUGGAUGAUGAGGAACGGCAGGCCAAAUACAUCCAGGAACAGGUAGUGCGAGGAAUGCAGGGAGGAAGCGAGCAGGUAUCCCAUGAGGCCACAGAGCUGCAGCGACAGAGCGAGGAGGAGAAGAUCGUGUUGAAGAUGGGUCUGAGCGGGAAGAAACCCGCCAAACCCGCCAGCUCGUCAGGACCUUCCGCCGAAUCUAAACCAUCCUCAUCUAAAGCAGCUGAUAACCCACUGCAGGCCUUAUCUGCCGGUGCCAGAAAGAAGGAUGUUCAGGCAGUCAUGUCCAAGAAGGACGGAGCCAAGAAGCGGUCAGCACUUGACGAGAUCAUGGAGGAGGAAGAAAAGAAGAAGGCCAAGUUCACCAGGAAGGACCACUGGCUGACCCCCGGCAUCAUUGUCAAGGUCGUCACCAAGAAGCUGGGAGACAAGUACUACAAGAAGAAAGCAGAGGUGAUAGCCGUGAAAGACCUUUAUACAGCUGUACUGAUGCUGGUGGACUCAGGUGACAAGUUGAAGGUCGACCAGACCCACCUGGAGACGGUCAUCCCAGCCGUGGGACGGGCGGUCAAGGUGGUGAACGGCACACACACCGGCUGCAGGGCGGUGUUAGAGGGACUGGACGAGAAGAACUUCUGUGUGACCAUCAGGAUAGACUCGGGUGUGUCUAAGGGCAGGGUGGUGGAAGGUGUGAAGUAUGAAGACAUCUGCAAGAUCGCCAGUUAACCAGUCUGCAGGCCAUCAACAGGACAGGGUGGUCUGCACAGGGGGAGGGGGGCGAGCUGUACAACAUGGAGGACCUAAUGUCUGCGCUCUUGUAUAUAACAACCGUUUUGUGUCAAUCCAUUACUCAAAGCAAUUGUACAUGAUGAUAAAGUAUCUUCCUCAUUUAAUUCCCUGGGUCGGACUGAUAUUGCUUUGUAUAUGAUUAGUAUUCAUGCUAGUCCACAUUUACGGUAACAAUUUUUAUCUGUUUAGUAUCCUUUGCUUUUUCGGUUGCUACAGUUAUUACUGGCUGUGUGUUC
Messenger RNA from Branchiostoma floridae (Florida lancelet), 1809 nucleotides. Its product is annotated as DNA/RNA-binding protein KIN17-like. Gene Ontology annotation, biological process: DNA damage response; DNA replication. The record is from RefSeq and is a predicted model, not a curated record. Bases 296 to 1510 code for a protein of 404 amino acids. Gene Ontology annotation, cellular component: nucleus. Gene Ontology annotation, molecular function: double-stranded DNA binding. The transcript has 9 exons. Lineage: Eukaryota; Metazoa; Chordata; Leptocardii; Amphioxiformes; Branchiostomatidae.